Molecule: messenger RNA, 1006 nt
Organism: Drosophila innubila
Lineage: Eukaryota; Metazoa; Arthropoda; Insecta; Diptera; Drosophilidae
Exons: 2
Coding region: 64-693 (209 amino acids)
Source: RefSeq, a predicted model, not a curated record
ACACUCAGAACACAACCGAAUCCCCUCAACUGCCAUUGACAAAAUUCCAAAUUUCCUUCCAGCAUGGCUCAUCGAAUUAAGCUCCGCUGCGACGACUUCGACGUCAUUGGCGCCGUUCCACGUGACCUGUCCGUUAUCAAGAAUUUCCUGAAACGGGAUUGUGCCGUGAAGCGACUUAUUGACAUUGAGGAAGAUUUUCUGAGGCAAUGCCAAGAGCGGGGCGGAGAUCCGAUGAAGCCUGUCCAGGAUGCGAAGAGGAAAAGUGAUGUGCAACCACCGCCGGAUCCCUGUGCCAGCACCACGCCAGCGGGGGACAAGGGAAUGGACAUCUGUGAUCCUUGUCGUCGUUUGAAGACUUCUGUGGUGUUAGAAGAACUCACAAGACCAGCUAUCACCAAUCCAGUCUACAAACUUAGCCCACCGCCGUACUUCGAUGAGGAGACAGUCUUGGAUAGCUCGCAGCCCAUAAAGUUUCGAUUUCGCAGAAAGGCCAAUAGUUGUGACUAUGAGAAGAAAUCAAAUUUGCCGUGCACGCCUACGGAAAAUACUAACGUGAUGGUUUUAACAAACUGCGCCGAUGUCAUGGUCUGGCCCAGUCAAAAGGUGGCCCAAAUGAACCGUGUGCCAGUUACGCUUUUAUCUGGUCCUGGAGAUCUCACUGAAUACAUGCUGGAGGAGGAGACAAUCAUGUAGAGGUAACAACCUCUCUUAAAGACCCUCGGCACAAUCAUUCAUUGUGUUUCAACUCGAAAAUUUGGAAUUUUAUAUAAUGCACCGAACAUUACAUAGGAGCAGCGUUCUUACACAAAAUUACAUAUCAAUAUUGCAGCAAUCAAAUAAAAUAUAUUAUUUGGGAAGCCAGUGAAGGACUUUCCAAUCCUAUUUCCAAUGCUCCGAAAGAAUCGUUCUAUUUCUUAACUUGUAUGGCUUAUGUAUGCAUUUAUUUAGUUAUCAUUCUAUCGAAAGUGACCCCGAAGAAGUCAAUGAGCCCGAAUCUACAAAUCAA